AUGCAGGCUUGUGACCGCUGUUAUCGACGCAAGUCUAAGUGUGACAAGGCGAUCCCCACUUGUGGGCAGUGUCAGAAAGCUCGCACGCUGUGCGACUAUAUCGAUCGGUCCCGGGAGCCGGCCGUCCGACGAGAGGCCGUCGACAGACUUGAACGGAGACUGCGACAGGCUGAAGCGAAAAACCGCGCCCUCACUUCUCAAUUAGCGACAUAUCAAGCGUCCCGCUCCAGCAGUAUUGGCAAGGAAUCCCGUGAGGCUCCCCAGCCACCAGUCCUCAGUCCAAAUUUCCCCUUCGACCGCAAUGAGGUCGCCGAUGAGGUAUCUUUCCUCUCCCUACAGGCAGGAGGAGAACGCAACUACCCAGGCGUCGCAAGCGGUGUGGUGUUUUCGCAUCUCGUUCAGGGAGUUGCUUCGUUGGAUUCUUCCAGUCCACAUGGACAGGCCCCAAAUCGCACAUCCACCAGACCAGUUGAUCAAACAACCUCAUCGCUAUCUAUACCGCGAGAGGCAUUACCGCCCGAGAUAGUCGCUCGCCGUUUACACCAGGCAUACUUCAAGCAUGAUUACCUCUGCUACCCAUUUCUCAAUCGCCACUCGGCGCUGGCCAACCUGGACCGCAUCUACGCCGACGUCUCAGUGUUAGAAGCCGAUGCGACCGUCGCGUUCCCAUUCUACAUGGUUCUCGCAAUUGCAAUGGCCAGUGCACACAAAUGUGACUGGCAAUCAUUGCCUGAAAGUGAGAACUUUCAAGCCCGGGCGAUGAUGCGAGUUGGGGAAGUCCUUCAGCGCAGUGACAUUCACGCUCUACAAGCCGUACUCCUGCUGUGUCAAUAUCGCAUGACCAGCCCGAUUCAAGAAAAGUCAACAAGUCUGUGGCACAUGGUUGGAUUUGCUGCUCGCAUGUGUUUUGAACAGGGCCUCCAUCGUAAUGAGACGUACUACGAUCCGAGUAGCCACUCGGGCAAUGAAGAUCUUCUGGCGCUGAGUGAAACACGCCGACGAUGCUUCUGGUGUGUCGUCGAUAUGGAUCGGAUAGUAAGCAUCACACUCGGUCGGCCCUUGGCUAUUCAUCUUGAGGAUGUUGAUACCGUUCUUCCCGAGCCACAUGUCCUUGAGUCGAGCGACUCAACACCUGGGAAUACUGAAGAGCAACCAUCUCCGACAGCAAUAUUCAAUCAUAUCACACAAUACAGGAUAUUGAGUGGUAAAGUGAUGAUUUCGCUACACAGUAAUCGCGCGACUGCACGCGACGAAGACUCCGCGGCGGUAGCCCGUAUCACUUUGACCGAGGAGCUUGAGCAGUGGAGAAACGAAAGCCAAAACCUACACUUGCAACCUGAAAGCCACGCGCAAACUCGGCGAUCCAGCUUCCUAUCUCCGGAAUGGUACGAAUUGUUAUACUAUAACACACUCUUGAUGAUAUAUCGACCUUCACCUACAUUGUCCACAAUAUCAGCGCGCUCACCAGCCGUACUCCAAGCCACCUUUGACGCUUCCCGUGAAGCAAUAUCACGCUACGCCCUACUCCAUACUUCCCAGCGCAUCAACUAUACAUGGAUCACACUCCACGCGGUCUUUAUGGCCGGGCUGUCCUAUAUCUAUGCGGUGGGACGACACUAUCGAACUCGCAAGGCAAAUACAAGCGCCAAUGCUGUAGGAAGCACACUCUCUACUGAUCCGACUAUUAUUGAGGUAGUAAAUACUUGCCGUUCAUGUUCAAUAGUGCUUGUGGCUGUAUCCGAGCGAUGGGCCACGCCACGCCAUUGCCAUCAGGUAUUCGACCGGCUCAGUGAUGCAGUGCUUGCCGAUGUCAUCGCCUUCUUCACCCAGUCAACAUCGACCCCAGCAGCGUCAAUGAAUCAAGCCAAUGCAUCUCGUAAUAUAAUUACAGCAUCACAAGCUGAUCUCAAUACCCCAUUAUCUCCCGAUGACAGUGUCGUCAUCCCACCAAUAUCAGCAGCUACAUGCUUCCCGCUGGGUGUUGACACAGCGUUGCGAGACUGCUUCGAGGACCUUCAGCAUUUCCAUGAUGCCUAUGGCGGAGACGGCCCCAUUCGACAGCUCUCUCAAGAUUGGCUCCACGAGAUUGGUGGCAUGGCCCUGCAUGCUGUGCAAUUAUGGGGGGAGUAG
Messenger RNA from Penicillium cataractarum, 2130 nucleotides. RefSeq lists its product as uncharacterized. The record is from RefSeq and is a predicted model, not a curated record. Lineage: Eukaryota; Fungi; Ascomycota; Eurotiomycetes; Eurotiales; Aspergillaceae. The transcript has 2 exons. The coding region runs from base 1 to 2130 and encodes 709 amino acids. Gene Ontology annotation, biological process: positive regulation of transcription by RNA polymerase II; DNA-templated transcription. Gene Ontology annotation, molecular function: sequence-specific DNA binding; zinc ion binding; DNA-binding transcription factor activity, RNA polymerase II-specific.